Lymnaea stagnalis (great pond snail) is the source of this 192-nucleotide messenger RNA. The record is from the annotation of a GenBank genome assembly. Lineage: Eukaryota; Metazoa; Mollusca; Gastropoda; Lymnaeidae.
GGCAUAUUCCCAAGAGAUGAAAUAGCAUCACACUGGGCAUUCUGCAUGCCCCUGGGUGGGCUAUCUGACCAAGGCUCCCAUCAUGACGAGAUGCUUAUAGACGAAUCCGUAGAAUAUACUGAAUGUCCCAUCUGUUUACAGAGGUUCCCACAAGAUGUUUUACUAGUUCAUGCAAGUGACUGUGGUCUAUGA